Messenger RNA from Symphalangus syndactylus (siamang), 2546 nucleotides. RefSeq names its product protein-glucosylgalactosylhydroxylysine glucosidase (gene PGGHG). Gene Ontology annotation, biological process: carbohydrate metabolic process. Gene Ontology annotation, molecular function: protein-glucosylgalactosylhydroxylysine glucosidase activity. The record is from RefSeq and is a predicted model, not a curated record. Lineage: Eukaryota; Metazoa; Chordata; Mammalia; Primates; Hylobatidae. Gene Ontology annotation, cellular component: cytosol.
GGGCCCGGCCCAGCGACCGCCCCCGCCGCCCAGCGACCGCCCGGGCCCUCGGGGCGAGGACCGCGGACCUUCCUGGUGGCGCGGCAGUCGGGCGGCUCCUCCUUCCUCCCGGCCCUGGCGUGGAGCAGCGGGACACAGGUUCCCACGCUGGCGCCCGGCGACCUGGAGGGGCUGCGGAGGGGCCUCAGGAAAAUCGGGGCUGCCCAGCGGGUUCCGCAACUCCCCCCAGUUCUGAGGGAGGCUUCAGGGGAUUACAGACGGUCUCAAGAGGGAGGCCCAGCCGGUCCCGGGGCCCGCUCAGGCCCAGCAGCUCCAUGGAGGACGCCGGCGAGGACCCCACCACGUUUGCUGCCCACUCUCUGCCCAGUGACCCCCGUCUCUUGGCCACUGUGACCAACGCAUACCUGGGCACACGAGUGUUUCACGACACGCUGCACGUGAGCGGCGUGUACAAUGGGGCUGGUGGGGACACGCACCGGGCCAUGCUGCCCAGCCCCCUCAACGUCCGGCUGGAGGCUCCUGCAGGGAUGAGGGAGCAGCUGACCGAGACCUUUGCCCUGGACACCAACACAGGCUCCUUUCUUCACACCUUGGAGGGCCCCCGCUUCCGGGCCUCCCAGUGCAUCUAUGCGCACCGCACGCUGCCCCACGUCCUGGCUUUCCGUGUGUCCAUCGCCCGCCUGGCCCCCGGGAGUGGGCCCAUCACGCUGCUCCUGCGGUCAGUCUUCUCCCCAGAAAGCCCAGACCUGGACCUGCAUCAGGGUCCUGACUUCCAGGGAGCCCGGUACCUGUAUGGCCAGACCCUCACCCCUGAGCAGCCCUGGGGGCCACAGCAAGAGGUGCACAUGCUGUGGACACCAGCACCCCCAGACCUGACCCUUGGGGAAGGUGAGGAGGACAGGACGUGGGACUUCCUGACGGCGGUGGGCAGCAGCCAGGCUGAGGCCCAGGCCUGUCUCACUGAGGCCCUGCAGCUGCAGGCCAGGGGAGCUCUGUACACGGCUCACACACAGGCCUGGGCCCAACUCUGGGCAGAAUGUGGCUUGGACAUGGUGGGGCCCCUGCCGCUGCGCCAGGCCCUGCGUGGCUCCCUCUACUACCUGCUCAGUGCCCUGCCCCAGCCCAAGGCCCCAGGAUACAUCUGCCAUGGCCUCAGUCCUGGGGGCCUCUCCAAUGGGAGCCGUGAGGAAUGCUACUGGGGCCACGUCUUCUGGGACCAGGACCUCUGGAUGUUCCCGAAUAUCCUGAUGUUCCACCCAGAAGCCGCCAGGGCCAUCCUGGAGUACCGAAUCCGCACGCUGGGCGGGGCCCUGGAGAACGCCCAGAACCUGGGCUACCAGGGAGCCAAGUUUGCCUGGGAGAGUGCAGGCUCCGGCCUAGAGGUUUGCCCUGAGGACAUUUACGGAGCCCAGGAGGUCCACAUCAACGGGGCCGUGGUGUUGGCCUUCGAGUUGUACUACCAUACCACCCAGGACCUGCAGCUAUUUCGAGAGGCUGGUGGCUGGGACGUGGUCAGGGCUGUGGCCGAGUUUUGGUGCAGUCGUGUUGAGUGGAGCCCCAGGGAGGAGGAGUACCACCUGAGAGGAGUCAUGUCCCCCGACGAGUACCAUUCAGGGGUCAACAACUCUGUGUACACCAACGUCCUGGUCCAGAACAGCCUGCGCUUUGCUGCUGCCCUGGCCCAGGACCUGGGUCUGCCCAUCCCCAGUCAGUGGCUGGCGGUGGCUGACAAGAUCAAGGUACCCUUUGACGUGGAGCAGAACUUCCAUCCGGAGUUCGAUGGGUAUGAGCCUGGAGAGGUGGUGAAGCAGGCAGACGUCGUGCUCCUGGGAUACCCUGUCCCCUUCUCCCUGAGUCCUGACGUUCGCAGGAAAAACCUGGAGAUUUACGAGGCUGUGACGUCCCCCCAGGGCCCCGCCAUGACCUGGAGCAUGUUUGCUGUGGGCUGGAUGGAGCUGAAGGACGCAGCGCGGGCCUGGGGCCUCCUGGACAGGAGCUUUGCCAACAUGGCUGAACCCUUCAAGGUGUGGACGGAGAAUGCAGACGGGUCAGGUGCUGUGAACUUCCUGACAGGCAUGGGAGGCUUCCUGCAGGCCGUGGUCUUCGGGUGCACGGGGUUCAGGGUGACCCGAGCGGGUGUGACCUUUGACCCUGUGUGUCUGCCGGGGAUCUCCAGAGUGAGCGUCUCCGGCAUCUUCUACCAGGGGAACAAGCUCAACUUCUCUUUUUCCGAGGACUCCGUGACUGUGGAGGUCACAGCUCGAGCAGGACCCUGGGCUCCCCACCUGGAGGCUGAGCUGUGGCCGUCCCAGUCCCGGCUCUCCCUGUUGCCAGGACACAAGGUCUCCUUUCCCUGCUCGGCUGGCCGGAUACAAACGUCACCCCCGAAGCCACCUGGAAGUUCCAGCUCCGAGUUCCCUGGGACCACUUUUUGAGAUGUUAGGGACCCGCUCCAGAGCCCCCUCUGGGUCACCCUGGGUUCCUCCAGCCCCACUGAGUCACUCACUGUGGACCCUGCCUCUGAAUAAUCAGGAACGUUGGCUUCA